AAAUCAUGAUUUCUCCGUUGCGUCGUCAGGAAAUUCUCUCAUGUUUAUAGCCUUCAUCCUCGCUUUUUUGAUCGGGGUCUUUUCCGUUUUGCUUUUGGAAGCCUUUUUGCUUUACAAAUGGUGGAGUUCUGCAGGUGUGGAUGCGCAAAAACUUUACCCACAGCGCACGAAAGUCACCAAUCCAGAGCCUCUAGCAGAUUACUGCAAGAAGGAUCAAGCCACUGAACCUGAGUCAUGUGUUUGUAUAAACCUUCUAUUUUCCUUUCUGUGGAGAGAAUGGAGAGAUUCUCCACAGAUGAAAACAUACUUCUUAAAGAAGAUGAACUCAGAGUUCACUGAACUUAUUCAAGGAAAAGCAGCUAGCAAACUGAUUGAGCAAAUAACGAUUGAAGAACUUUCUCUUGGGACAUCACUGCCUGUUAUUACAGGUGCCACCAUCAUGAAGAUAGGAACAAAAGACCCAAAGGAAGUUGCAAAGGAGUUAGACAUUGCCUUUGACCUUGAAUAUACAGGAGGAUGCCACAUGGCUAUACAGGUUGAUCUUGUUUUCAACAAGUCUGUGUAUGUGGCAGUCAAGUUGGUUUCUCUGAAAGGCCGAGCCAGAUUACAGCUAAGCAGACAUCCCCUUUCACACUGGUCUUUUGCCUUCUACGAGGAACCCGAAGUUGAACUUGAAGCUGAGUCCCAGUUUGAAGGCAAGAACUUCCCUCAACUAACAUCCCUGAUAAUAAGCCAUCUUCGCAAGUCUAUACAAAAGAAACACACCCUCCCAAGCUACAAGAUCCGAUAUAGCCCCUUUUUCCCACAGUUGAUUCCUCAGGAUGAAACCCAGGAGGUGUAUGUUCAUAACAGCAGUGUCACUGUGGGUAGUCUAGAGGUCACUGUUGUGGGGUGUACCCGUCUACCUGAAUUAGAGAACGAGGCCUCUCAGUACUGCAGUUUGUCUGUGGACCAGCUUCCCUGGAGUCAACUUGUUGAGAACAGGAGAGCAAUGUGGCCAACAUUUGAGAUUGAGAUAAGUCGUGAGAACAAUGAAGUAUCCUUCGGUCUGACCUUGUGUAACGAGAUCAGUGAAGAUGAAUUGGGAAAAACCAUCGUGAUAGAGACAGUUGUAAUAGACUCCCCUGCAUACAGUGCAGGAGUUAUGGCUAAAGAUGUACUGGUGGCUAUUGAUGGAAAAAAGAUAGAGUCGCUCAAGCAAGCUGCUAAGCUGAUGAAAAGUAAAAGCAGAUUCACUGGUACGGUUCAAAGACCACCUACAAGAAUUUCGCAACGAGUCGAUCGCGAAAAGCCAGAGAACGAACAAGAUGAGAAAACUGUCGUGAACUUUAAGAAUGUCGCACUUCACAAUGACAGCGACUCCGAGGAUGAUUUUGUCAACAUCGUGGUACCACUGUUUGAAGUUGAAGACGACGAGCAUUUUUCUGAGCAUUCCUUUACUGGAGAUCAGACAUCAAGGGGGCAACCGACAAGGGAGACAAAACAGGGAUCACCAGCAUCCACACAGCGGGCGAACACAGGCCAGAUAACUCCUGAAGUGAACGAUGAAAAGGCGUCUGUCGAAAAGACUCCUUUACCAAAUGGCACCGACACUGCUUCGCCAAAACGUCCAAGGAAGGUGUCUGUUUCAUCCCUGAAGGUGAUGGACGGACCAGAUACCACCAAAACCACGCUGGUGUCAGCAAGCUCGGAUCCAGUCUGGAAUGAAACCUUCAAGUUUGAUGUCCAAACCCCUAACCUUCGAUACCUUAACGUGUGCAUAUGGAGCAAAUCUCAAGAGAAAAACGAGAAAGAUAUUAUACUUGGCCAUGUAACCAUUCCCUUGAUGGACAUUGCACUACGAUGCUUGUCAUUCUCGUCAAAGAGACACGAAGAGUGUUUCGUCUUGGUUUCCCCACACUCCGACAGGAUUAUAUCAAAUCAGCCAUAUCUUCGCAAUCAUCCCGGUCUGAAAGAGAGUCUGUGCUGUGGAGACAUCACGUUGAUUUUCCAUCACAACCCAUCUCUUACGGAUUGUGAUGAGUCAAUCCUUGAAAAAGUGGAAUCACUGAACGAGUCUGCACCAGAGGAUGAAAGUCAAGAAAAAGACACUCUAGAAAGUUUGGAGCCUCCCAAACAUCAGUUUAUCUUAACCCAGUUUCAUUUUCCCACAAGAUGUAGUUACUGCAACAAAAAGGUAUGGACGAAAGUUGCGUUCCAGUGUAGAACAUGUGCCAUGAUCUGCCACAAGAAAUGUCUGCGUAAUUGUAUGGAUUAUACGCACUGUGCACAACAGCAAUCAAAGUCAGCGCAGGACAAAAAGGAAGAAAAAAAUGAAGAGAAUGAAGGCAGUGUGGUGGAGUCAUCUGCACCUGAUGUAGCAGAGGCUUCCAGUGAAUCGGAUGAUGAAUUCUUUCCUGCCACAAGUGAGCGAUUAUCGGACGAAGAUGAAACAAAGUCAGAAGUGACAGAUGAUCCCGUAAGUGAAAGUGUUAAGCAUUCUGAAGAGACUGAAACUGCAGCUGAAUCAGACGAGAAUGUCUCCGAUAAGAAAAAUACGAAAGAGGAAGCGACUGCUAUCAUGAGAGCUUCAGAGCGAGUGAGAGAGGCUGGCAGAGAAUUAUUCUCCAAUCUUCCUCUGGAGGCUCGCAAAAGCAAGUUAGAAGACAUGAUGAACAAAUUACAAGUAGAGAUUGACGAAGAAAAUGAAACGCUUACAGAAUUGUACGACGAGAAGAAUAAAGCUAAGGAAAAGAAACAGAAAGCUGCUAUAGAGGCGCUAUUGGCCAAAUCAGAAGAAAGAAGCCAAGCACUAGCCAUGUUGAUGUUACAGUACUGUGCUGGUUAUCAGAGCUGUGUGGAGGCUGAAGAACUCGACUCUUAUCGGUUGUGAAAGAUCGCCACCAUCCAAGUCAACCUUUAAACCCAGGCUCUAAGAGUGAUCAGCAUCUAAUUUCUCUCUAAAUUUUUACCACUGAAUCAGACAUUAAGGUUUCGGAAUACAGGAAAUGACCACCCACUCAAGAAGUUCUAAUGUUGAAUUCUACCCUUGAUGAUUAACCUUAAAAACUGCUAAAACAUAUGAGCUAGGUAUUCAGUUUCCCUGUAUGUAGACUAAUUACUUUCAGAAGUGCUGUGCGUCUUUAGCUUUUUUAAGCUCAUUACGCUCAAAUAUAGGGAACGAACUCACGUCGCCAAAGGAGCAGAUAAUGCUCUUUUAGCAACAUGCUAAAUUUGAUUUCAAAUAUUCGUUUCCAGUGCCCUUUUCGAGUAUGACUUGGCUUAUGAAGAAUCUCUUUUUGUAUAAUUAUUAUAGUAUAUCAAAGGAACAUGAGCAAGUGACACUAAUCUUGCUGUUGUAUAUGAAAAAUUACUUAGUCUCUUGAAUAGAUUAAUAUAUAUGAUUGAUGUAAUUUAUAUUUAUAGAGAUUUUUCGUUUUGUCUUUCUCGGAUACCCAAUUAUUGAUUUCUGUUAUGCUUUACAGCGUAACCUCUGCCGUCGCGCAGCCUUCUUUCGCCAAAAAUGUUUUCUGCUUAAACGUAUCGUAGUUCACGUUGGUAUUUUUUCCCUUUAUGUCAUGAGCAUUUUAAAUUGCCAGAAGUAAUGGUGGAUUUUCUGAUGGAGGUCACAUUGUGUUAUUCAAAAUAAUAUUUAAGGAGCUUCUAAGAAAUUUUUGGCUAGCCUGUAGUUUUCACGUAUUUGAUGCUCAGUAUUUCUUUGUAAAACUUUGAUUUCCACUUUCUUUCUUUUUCGUUCGAUGGUUGAAGAAGCUGAGAGAAAAGAGAAACUUUACUUGGGGUUGGACAAUAAACAACAGGAAGAGGAGGGGGGGGGAAGGGAAGGG
Molecule: messenger RNA, 3824 nt
Organism: Pocillopora verrucosa
Lineage: Eukaryota; Metazoa; Cnidaria; Anthozoa; Scleractinia; Pocilloporidae
Source: RefSeq, a predicted model, not a curated record